AUGGUAAAUCUUGCCAACUUGCCAAAUGGAGAGCAAUCCAUAUCACUAGGUGAUGUUACAUGGAGGAAGACAGGCGAGGCCUUGGAUGAACUGAAGAAAAAUCUGAAUGAUCCGAACGGCGUUCUUCAGAGUUGGGAUCCUGUCAAUAUGACCCCGUGCGAUUUUUUUCGUGUUACAUGCAACAGUAACCAUAGUGUUAUUAGAGUUGAUCUUGGCAAUGCAAAUUUAUCUGGUAAACUGGUUCCACGGCUUGCUCAACUACAAUAUUUAGAGUACUUGGAGCUGUAUAAUAACAAUAUUAGUGGAAGAAUUCCAUAUGAACUUGGAAACUUAACAAACUUGGUGGGCUUGGAUUUGUAUAUGAACAACCUAGAUGGCCCAAUCCCUGACACAUUGGGCGAGGCCUUGGAUGAACUGAAGAAAAAUCUGAAUGAUCCGAACGGCGUUCUUCGGAGUUGGGAUCCUGUCAAUAUGACCCCGUGCGAUUUUUUUCGUGUUACAUGCAACAGUAACCAAAGUGUUAUUAGAGUUGAUCUUGGCAAUGCAAAUUUAUCUGGUAAACUGGUUCCACGGCUUGCUCAACUACAAUAUUUAGAGUACUUGGAGCUGUAUAAUAACAAUAUUAGUGGAAGAAUUCCAUAUGAACUUGGAAACUUAACAAACUUGGUGGGCUUGGAUUUGUAUAUGAACAACCUAGAUGGCCCAAUCCCUGACACAUUGGGCAAGCUUCAGAAACUUCGUCUCCUGAGGCUAAACAAUAACAGUUUGACUGGAGAAAUUCCCAUGUCUCUGACCACUGUCAAUACACUUCAAGUUCUCGAUCUUUCAAAUAACCAGCUAACAGGAAAAAUACCGGUCAAUGGUUCCUUUCAACUUUUCACUCCUAUCAGUUUUACCAAUAAUAGCUUGGAACCUGUUCCCAUAUCUCCACCACCUCAAUUUCAACCGUCAAAGCCAUAUCCUUCUGGAGUUGGGAACAGUGCUACUGCUCCCAUUGCUGGAGGGGUUGCUGCAGGAGCGGCCCUUCUCAUGGCUGUUCCUGUCAUUGCACUUGCUUUGUAUCGACAAAGGAAGCCACAAGAUCAUUUCAUUGAUGUUCCAGCUGAGGAGGAUCCAGAAGUUCAUCUGGGACAACUAAAGAGGUUUUCCCUGCAUGAACUACAAGUUGCAACAGAUAACUUUAGCAACAAUAACAUUCUUGGCAGAGGUGGAUUUGGUAAGGUUUAUAAAGGCCGAUUAGCAGAUGGCUCUCUAGUGGCGGUAAAAAGGUUAAAGGAAGAACGCACUCAAGGUGGAGAGAUGCAGUUCCAAACAGAAGUGGAAAUGAUCAGCAUGGCAGUGCAUCGAAAUCUACUUCGCUUACGUGGCUUUUGCAUGACACCAACGGAACGGGUACUUGUUUAUCCUUAUAUGGCUAAUGGAAGUGUUGCAUCGUGCUUGAGAGAGCGACCUGAAUCGCAACCUCCACUUGAUUGGUCAAUAAGAAAACAUAUAGCAUUGGGAGCUGCGAAGGGACUUGCUUAUUUGCACGAUCAAUGUGACCCAAAGAUUAUUCAUCGUGAUGUCAAAGCCGCAAACAUAUUGCUGGAUGAGGACUUUGAAGCCGUUGUUGGCGAUUUUGGGUUGGCAAAAAUUAUGGACUACAAGGAUACUCAUGUUGUCACUGCUGUGCGCGGCACAAUUGGUCAUAUAGCUCCUGAAUACCUAUCCACUGGUAGAUCUUCAGAGAAAGCUGAUGUUUUUGGGUAUGGGGUCAUGCUUCUUGAGCUCAUCACUGGGCAGAGAGCUUUUGAUCUUGCUCGGCUUGCCAGUGACGAUGAUGUGAUGUUACUUGACUGGGUUAAGGGACAUCUAAAGGAGAAAAAAUUUGAAACAUUUGUAGACGCGGAUCUUCAGGGUAAUUAUAUCGAGGACGAGGUGGGGCAGCUAAUCCAGGUAGCUUUGCUCUGCACACGAAAAACUCCUACGAAACGCCCCAAGAUGUCUGAUGUCGUCGGCAUGCUCAAAGGUGAUGGCUUGGCCGAGUGGUGGGAAGAGUGGCAAAACGAAGAAAUGAUCCGUCAAGAAUUGGGUCACACCCAGCAGCCUAAUACUGAGCUGAUUAUAGUCAACACCACUUACAAUAUCCAAGACGAUGUAUUGUCUGGGCCAAGAUAACCAUGGGUUCUAAUGCACGAGAUUCUUUUCUCCAACCAGCUAGAAAGAGUAGAGGCUGUCGAGGAGGGCUUCUCGCGUGUUUGUAUAUGACUUUCUUUCGUUCUUUUUCAAUUUAAAAUUUUGUUAGGUCCAGUUUAUAUGGUUGUAUAUGAUUAUUUCAAGGGAGAAGAGGCUGUAGAAGCACUGAUGUAUUUUACUUUCACCAUUGUAAUUCUUUUUUAAUGUACUGAAUAGUUGAUGUUGUCCAAAAAACAAAUAGAGUUUUUAAUCAUAAAGAAAUGAAUUUUUAUUCUCAGAA
Molecule: messenger RNA, 2455 nt
Organism: Olea europaea var. sylvestris
Lineage: Eukaryota; Viridiplantae; Streptophyta; Magnoliopsida; Lamiales; Oleaceae
Product: BRASSINOSTEROID INSENSITIVE 1-associated receptor kinase 1-like
Exons: 14
Coding region: 1-2157 (718 amino acids)
Biological process (GO): protein phosphorylation
Molecular function (GO): protein binding; ATP binding; protein kinase activity
Source: RefSeq, a predicted model, not a curated record